AUGGCUAUGGUUCUACAAGCAAAUCGUAUGACAAACGGCAAUAGCAGCACGGUUCCAAUGGAUACAUGUAAGCCGCUGCAUCAUAAUUCUUGUUCAUCAACAUCAUCAACACCACCACGUUCAGCAUCACCAAUAAAUAAUCAAGAAGAUAGUUUUCGUCGAAUGAUAUUUGAAAAAAUUGAAGAAGCAAAACGUGAUAUUGAUCCAAAAAAAUGUCGACAAAUAUUAGAUGAUUUAAUGAAAAUGUUAAAACAUCUUACAGCUGAUGUUAAUAAUUAUAAUUUAGCAUUUCGUGAAACUCGACCACCUUUUUAUAUGCAAGAAUUUCAACGUUUGACUGAUCGUAUUGAUAUAUUAACAAAAGCUCGUGAUACAUUAACAGAAUAUCUUCAUGAAGUUGAAGAUCAAAAUAUUGAAAGUGUAUUUGCAUAUUCAUCAUCAAUAAAUGAUGUAUCAUCAAUAAAUGGUCAAUCACAAUAUUCACCAUCAGAAAAAUCUCCUCAACAACAUAAAUUAUCAACAUCAUCAAUUCAAACAAACUCAAAAGAUAUACAUGUAAAUGAUUAUUCAACAUCAAAUGAUCAACAGAAAAAUUAUCAUAUUUAUCCAUCAUCACCUCCUUUACCUACAUAUGUUUUAUCACAACAAGCAAAUAAUUUGAAUCAACGAUCUCGUAGUCCAAGUAUGACACCAAGUAAUUUUAUUCGUGUUCAUUUUCCAAAUAAACAUACAACAGCUCUUGCACCACGUAAUGAUGAAACACUUGAAGUAGCACUUGAAUCACGAGCGUCGCGACAUUCAGUAACUAAUUUAAGAGAAUAUACGCCAGUUUAUAUGAUAUCAAGGCAACCAUGUCCAUGGGAUAUAACCCUUGAUCGUGUCCUUGAAACAGAAAUUGAACUUGAAGAAAAAACAAAACUUGAUCAUUCAUUUAUUCGAAAAACAUUUUUUACAUUAACUUAUUGUGAUGCAUGUCAUAAACUACUAUUCCAAGGACUUCGAUGUCUUGUAUGCGGUUAUCGUAUACAUGCUCGAUGUAUUCGUAAAUCUCAUUCAUGCCGUUUUGAAUCACGAGAUAUAUUUUAUCGGUAUUCUUCUCUAAAUGAAAAUAUCCCAACACCUCGCUUUAAUGUUUUUGGUGUUCCUUGUGUUGUCUGUCAUCAACGUAUUCGUGGAACUCAUAAACGUUGUGUUUCAUGUCGAAAUCGUUAUCAUAAUUAUUGUUAUAUGAAAGCACCUAUUUGUUCUCAUCCUAUUCUUCAACACAUUAAACAUCCCGGUUCAAAUAGACUUGAUAUAGAACGAACAACAACAACAAAAAAUAAAGAACCAUCACGUAGUCUACCUCGUUUUCCAUUACCAAGACCAAGUAUAAAUACAAAUCAAGGAGUUGAUAUCAGUCAGGAUUCAUACGGUAUUCAACCAGUACCAACAAUAUCAAAUGUUGGUUACUGUUCGAAUGUUAUUCAAUCAACAGUGAAUAUAUCAUCAUCACUAUCAUCCAGUUCAUUCUUUCAACAAACUUCAUCAUUGCCAUCAUCAGCAUUACAGAUGCAUCACAUGCCUCAGUCAUUACUUACUGUUAAUGGGCCACUUAUCACUAGUACGGAAACUCUUCGACCUAGUAUGAUCAAACCAUCAAGUGAUAGUGUUAUUGAUAUAAAAAAACCACAUAAACAUGUCAGUGAAUGGGAAAUUCGAGCAGAAGAUUUACUCAGUCGUGGACGUAUGGUUGGUCGAGGUACAUAUGGUACUGUCUAUAGAGCUGAAGUACGAUUACAUGGUUUAAUUGCACUCAAGGAAUUAAAUUUUGUUUCACCAACACCUAGUCAAUUUCAAGCAUUUCGAAAUGAAGUCAUAGCACUAAAAAAAAUUACGCAUCAGAAUACAUUAAAUUUUUAUGGCUAUAUUCUUUCACCACGCUUUGCUAUAGUAACACAAUGGUGUGAAGGUUCAACACUUUAUAAACAUAUUCAUGUUCUUGAUCGCCAUUGGAAAAUAAAUCAAUUAAUUGAUAUAGCAAGACAAAUAUGUCAGGGAAUGUCAUAUUUACAUGAUCGUGGAAUCAUUCAUCGUGAUCUCAAAUCAAGUAAUAUCUUUUUGGAUAUGUCUUCUGAUCCGGAUGAUGUUGGAGCUUCUUGUCGUGUUAAAAUUGGUGAUUUCGGCUUAGCAGCUGUAAAAACUGUACUUGCUGAAAGUAUUAAUCAACAAUUCCAACCAAGUGGUUCAGUUCUUUGGAUGGCACCGGAAGUCAUUCAACAAAAAGAUCCUAAUUGUUAUUCCCCAAGUGCUGAUGUAUAUGCAUAUGGAUGUGUUUUAUUUGAAAUGUUUAGUGGAAAAUUACCGCAUACACCAAUAACCAAUAAAGAACAGAUAAUGUGGCUUGUUGGAAAAGGAAGAUUAAAAUUAAAAGUUGAGCAAUGUCGUGACGAUACGCCAACAGCUAUAACUAAUCUUAUUCGACAAUGCAUAGAAUAUGAUCAUGAAAAACGACCAAAUUUUGCACCUGAGAUUGAUGAUACAUUGUCAAAAUUUGAAUGUAUAUUUCCACGUUUACAACGUUCACAAUCAGAACCAUGUUUGAUACGCGCACAUCAAGAUGAUUUGCUUGGUUUAUCAAUACAUUUUGGUGUACCAAAAACGCCAGUAUCAAUUCAUCGACGUUUUAAUGCUGAAGUGUCAUGA
Molecule: messenger RNA, 2685 nt
Organism: Rotaria sp. Silwood2
Lineage: Eukaryota; Metazoa; Rotifera; Eurotatoria; Philodinida; Philodinidae
Source: the annotation of a GenBank genome assembly